This is a messenger RNA of Gambusia affinis (western mosquitofish), 4382 nucleotides long. It is a transcript of the gene gpbar1, whose product is annotated as G protein-coupled bile acid receptor 1. Gene Ontology annotation, molecular function: G protein-coupled bile acid receptor activity. Gene Ontology annotation, biological process: G protein-coupled receptor signaling pathway. The record is from RefSeq and is a predicted model, not a curated record. The transcript is spliced from 2 exons. Gene Ontology annotation, cellular component: membrane. Lineage: Eukaryota; Metazoa; Chordata; Actinopteri; Cyprinodontiformes; Poeciliidae. The coding region runs from base 229 to 1266 and encodes 345 amino acids.
CUUUAUAGUAACUGUGAGGACAAGAGUUGGCUGCUCGUUCUGUCUCUGUCUAAGCUGAUCACUGUGGGUUGUUAAAGCUGCUGGGUCGGCUGCUCUGUGACUCUCUUUAGCGCUUCUGGCUGUGGAUGUGAUAUGCAGCAGAAAAGGAAGCUGAGAUUUCAUCUUGCAAAUGAUACAUGACCGGACAAUUCAUCACACAAGGGUAGCUGUUUACUGGAGUGCGUGCAAAUGGAAGGAGGCCUGCUGAUUUCACCAGUGAUGACCCACGCUCUGAUCUCAAUGGAGAAUCUCAUCUACAUCAUCACCGUGCCACUGUCAACCUCUAUCAUCCUGGCCAACCUGGUCAUCAUCCUGGGCAUCUCAUGCAACCGCCAGCUCCACAACACGCCCAACUACUUCUUUCUCAGCCUGCUGGUGGCUGAUAUGUGCACAGGCGUGGCGCUGCCCUUCAUCCCGUUGAUGGGUCUGAACCGGGAGCUGAGCUUCAGCUCCUGCCUGGUGGCUCACAUCUUCCCGAAUUUCCUCUUCUUGGCGUUUUUGUCCAACCUGGUGAUGGUCCACUACGAGCGCUACAUAUGCAUCGUCGACCCUCUGCACUACAACACCUUGUGGAUGCAUCGGCAUUUCUCCCUCGCGCUGCUUAUAGUGUGGGCACCGCCGCUUUUGUUUGCGUCUCUGCCCGCUUUCGGGUGGAGCAACUGGUCCGGACCAGACUGGAACGACUGCUGUGAAAGCGCCGCAAAGUUUCCGCCUCUUUCUAACUGGACGGCCAAUCUGACGUUGUGCUGCUCCUACAGGCGGGUGUUCCCCAACGCCUUCAUCUACUUAGAGGUGUACGGCCUCGUUUUACCGGCCAUUCUUUUCAUCGCUGGCAUGACCGGACGUGUACUGUGGAUCACAAGAGGCCAGAUGAAGGACAUUUGCCGCCUCCAUAGAGCGGUGGAGCGAGGAAACCAGGCGUCGGACCAGAAACAGAGGCUGAACUUGCGGUAUACCCGCUGCUUAGUGGCGGUGUCACUGACCUUUCUGGCCUGCUGGGUUCCCUACCUUAUUUACAUGCACGUCUGUAUAGCAUUUCUCAUCAUUGACACCAAGCAGAACUCCAUCACUCACAUCGUGUUGUCCUGCAUCGGCAUCGGAAGCAUGGCCGUGGUGCCGAUGGUCCUCGGUUUGGCCAACAAGCAGUACACAGAACCAGCGUUCAAGCUUAUCCAGAAACUCAGAGACAGGUGGAGGGCGCGGGGCUCAGACGAGACUGCAAUCUGAAAUAAUGCUGUGUGUUAAUAUUUAUCGAGUUUUUCUGCAAGAAUCGGUAUCGGAAAGAGUUUGCGGCAGCUUAUUUUACAGUGAGUUGAAUUAUGGUACCGUUAAGGUAAUAUUUCAUACCAAAGGCAUCAUAAAGUCUUUCUAAAUGUCAAAUAGUGACGUUAUUAUCUCCAGUAGUUCCCUUACCUGCAGUAGAAAAAUGUCACAUCGUCAUAUGUUAGAAAAAUAGUCAUUGCCAGAGAAGAGGGAGGCUAACCACGGCCAUUUUUGUUCUUGCUCGAACUAAAUUAAACUUAACUUGAACUGCAGAGCUAGUAUAAGGGUUCAAAGUAAAAGCUUUUCAAGUUGCACACACAGUAACAAUUAAAUUAGUGCAAAAUUUGUUUAUUUGGUAAAAUUAACCAAAAUUUUACACAAAGAAAAACAUAACAGCUUUAGUACAACAAAACAUACACAGGCUACUGAACAGAAAGCUGUUUGUUUUUGGAAAAUAGAGAAAAUAUAUAUAUAUAUAUUAUUUGUGACAUAAUAAAGAACAUGCUUGAAAACACAGAAAUUUCAUUUUAGUACUGGCUUUAUAUUUAUUAGCAUUCUUCAGAGCCACGUGUGGCUAAAUUGCUAAAAAUCUGCUAAAAUGGAUGGAGUGGUGAAAGGCUAGCCUUCUGCCACUCCUUCUGGAUGAAUGCCGCCCUGGGCAAGUGCCUCUUUCUGCCACCCAGAGCACAACCAAAUAUAUGCUCACACACCCCACAAAGCCCUGUAAAAUGAUAUAUCACUAGAAAAUAUUGAUCUGUUAUUAAUUGAUCUAGAAAGAUGGACAUGUAUUGAAUAGUUUUCAACUACAUUAUUAGGAAAUCUAGGAAUUUUCUCUUUUUUUCCCCCAAUAUCAUAUACUAAUAAAUAUUUCUCAAACCAUCAACAGUGUCUUUAAAGAACUGCAUAAUUCAGUUCAAUCGAUUUGAAUUUGCAUGCAUUUAUUUAUUUUUUAUUUAUCUUAGUUGUUUAAUUUAUAAAUGUAAAAUAAAAAUAGCUAGAAAUCAAUUUUAAAAUGUAAUGUGCUAUUUUUUUCCUUUUGACAUUUCUCGUCAUUUGUGGAAGCUCUGACUCCAUUAAAACACUAAAAUAGUGCAAAAAUAAACUAUAAAAACAAAAAAUAAACUGCAAGUAAUACAAACUAUACCCCCAGUCAUUUUGAGCAUUGGCCACAGAGGGGCGCCAGCAUGUAAAUAUUAUAUUUUCUCCUCUAGUAGAAAAUCUGUUUUAAAAACACAACUGAAUGUAUUUACUUUUCAAAGAACUUAACUAAAUGUAAUCUGUCUGCUAAAGGUAAGGGAAUCACUACUAAUACCUUUCAGAAAUGUUUAAAGGUCUUCAACUAUGACUUACCAUAUGCCUGCAGUGACCUACAACAUAGUUAUAAGAGUAGCUCCACUUCAUUCUUGAUUACUUCAUCUUGUUUUGUUUCAAUUAUUAAUUCCACACCAAUAAAUAACCCUUGAUUAGCAUCCAACUUGGAUAAUUGGUUCCUUUCUAGUUGAGCAGAAGUUACCAAGGCCCCCUGAACCCACCUUUUAGAUGCACCCGUGAUUUGAGAUGAAGAUACGAUUCCCUUUCACAAUAUGAAGCAGUAAAAACAGAAAAUGCCCUGUAGGACUGUCCAUUUCCUAUUACUGUUCACUAUAAUCUCAGAGAAAAAGGGAUUCAGAAGUCUUUUAAAGCCUUCAAGUUGCCUCUGGGUGGUAAAGCAAAGAUAACUAGGAAGAAGAAGAAGAAGAAAAGAGCUGGGCCAUCUAAGGCAGAAAACCAAAUACGUUUCCUUUUGCAUCAUAAAAAUCUUUAUGUCGUUUUAUCAGAUGUUUCUUCAUUUAGCCUAAAAUAUUUGUGCGUCACCUUAAAAUUAUGCAAGAAAUAUCCUUAUCGCGGGAAUCAAGUUAGUUUAAAUUUUACUUGAAAGCAUGUCUGCACAUUUUCGUGUCAUAAUUAAUAAUGAUCAGGGACAAAUUAACAGCAAGGAAAAAUUUCUAAUAGGAAAAAACUUAAAAUUGGGCAAAACAAAUGUGCGUUGCCCGGCAACGUCACUGUCCAAACAGAGGUUAGUGUUAAAGAAAUGCUUCUUCUUGUUUUCUGGUCCAAAUAAACUAACUUUAGUUUUCUUUUCUUUUCAUUUAUAUAAUUUAAAACACAUAAAAUCGCCAGACAAGAAGAAACUGAAAAAAGCUCCUGUUGUUACAUUAAUAUGGACUUUUUUUUUUCUGUGUAUACAAUUGAAAUUAAUUUGGCUGUUUAAAACAAAAAAUGUCAUAACACAAGAACCUUGCAUUGUGCAAGACAAAUAUGCUUCACCCGGCGACAGCAUAAUAUCCAACUAUCUUCUGCAUAUUUUCUCAGUACUGUUGUGUCGUAAUCUAAAUCUUGAACUUUAACGUCAAAUUUUAUAGAAACACCACAUGAAUGCAUUUGUGUUUAUUACCCAUAUCAGUGUUGUACAGCUCACAGAUGAACAUGAUGUCAGCAUUUUUUGUGCACAACCUCAGUUGAAUAGAGUCAUUGAUUUUCUCCGUCUGUCAUUUCUCCCUGCUGACCAGGUUUAUUCUAACUUCCAUCAGCAAUGUUUAUCUGUAUUCUGGUAUGCAGGCUGUGGAGGAAAGAUGGAUGCAAGGGGCAACCGCGAAUAAAUCUCCAAGACAAGAGGGGAUUUGGCCUGGCAACAAGAGCAUGCACGACAAGAAGCUAUGAGUUUCCAUAUGUUACAAGUUGACUGAAUUUAUAGUUGACAACAUUUAUAGUUCUCACAAUUUAAGUCUGAUGCAUAGACAUCCUCAGAAUUAAAGCUGUCUGAACAUUAAUUAGAACAUCUAUUGAUGGUAAUAAUGCACAACUAAAAUUAUGUUAAUAUCCAACCUUGAAUUUGAGUUAACUACUUCAGUGAAGAAACAAUUUCGCCUUAGGGAAUACAUUUUUUUGUCUCAACUCUUCCAAAUGAAAAAUACAGAAAAUCAAAACAAUACAAGCCCCUUUACAUUUUAAGCUGAUAUUAUUUAGUGGGAUAAAAGAUAUAUUAAUAAACAAUUGUCACAUUUAUCUUCUCCAACAAAAAACAAAACAGGGGCAGAACA